Molecule: messenger RNA, 2886 nt
Organism: Exophiala spinifera
Lineage: Eukaryota; Fungi; Ascomycota; Eurotiomycetes; Chaetothyriales; Herpotrichiellaceae
Exons: 1
Coding region: 1-2886 (961 amino acids)
Biological process (GO): protein folding in endoplasmic reticulum
Cellular component (GO): EMC complex
Molecular function (GO): protein binding
Source: RefSeq, a predicted model, not a curated record
AUGAGGCUGCGUGGAGUCCUCUCCAUACUCGCAGCGCUAGUCGCGACAUCAGCCGCCAUCUUCGCCGAUGAAGCCUUCCACCUAGACUACCAAUAUAGCCUACUGGGCGAGCCGCAACCCCAUACCACCUUUUUCCGCAAACCUCACUCCUCCACGAACGCGUCCCUCCUUUACACAGUCUCCGACAAGGCAGUGCUAGGUGCUGUGAAUCCUAAAGAUGGGACCUUACUGUGGCGGCAAGCAUUGGCAGGACAGCCUGUAGAAAAUGGUUCAAGCUCUCAGUUGAUUUUGUCAGAGGACGAUGGCCAGAUCAUAAGCGGACACGGACGGAUAGUUGCAUGUUGGAAUGCUCUGGAUGGCAAGCUUGUGUGGGAACAUACACUCGCGGCUGGACUGGAGAUAGUAGGAGUGCAGGCUGUUCCAGCCCUCGAUACGAGCCCAGAUGGCGUAUCACAGGAUGUUGUGGUUUUGACUGUGCCAACAACUUCAACAGCACACGCAACCAUUUUCAGACUUGCUGGCGAUGGAAGUGGUGUUAAAUGGCAGCACGCAGAUCCAAGCCACACUCAAGGCACAUCCGCCUCGAUCGUUACAUCAGGAAAACACAUCUACUAUGUUUCGAAAUCUCAUGGCCUCUUAGCUGGUAGCAAAGCAAGAGUCGUCACUCUGGACAGCAAGACUGGCCACGAGGUUGAUUCUAACAGUGUUACUGUGGACUCCGAAGCACUGGGCACCAAUGGACAGCUUACGGCAGCGUCAUGCUCGACAUCCCCUUUUCUACUAUCAUCUGAGAAGCCCUACAAGUCGAUCAAGUUUACCCUGCUAGGAAGCUCAAAACCUGUCACACUAUCACUGGAGGACAAGGGAGAGGACAUCGAGCGAGUGAGCGUUCAUCAUCCAUGCCAUCCAGAAGCUGCCUCUCAUUUCUUGUUGCAUGUGCAAGGAAAGACACGGCAUUGGGCUGAGGUCUACCAUGUGAAUCCAAAGUCCGGAGAUGUGAAGAAAGCGUACUCAUUACCAGCAACCGAAGAGCACAGCACAUUUGCUGCGACAAGCAAUGACGCCUUGGUAUUCUUUGUGCGUUCCACAGAAACUGAAGUUCUUCUCUACUCCUCAGAAUCGCACGGACAACUGGGUCGAUGGCCAAGAUCAAGCGUGCUUUCACUACGCGAUGGCUACCCUGCGUAUACCAUUGCUGAAGUUGUAAACCGAGGGAAAGCCAGCUAUGCUGUUCGAGUUGCGGAGGUGUCGACAAAAGGAGUUUGGUCUUUGAUACGUAACGGAGACGUACAAUGGGCUCGACCGGAAAUGCUCGCAUAUGCAAACAUUGCUGCAUGGGCUGAAGAUGAAGGACCGGAUGCUUUAGCCGAGGAGCUCGACCUGGAACUCUCCGUCAACCCCUUGACAGCAUAUGUUCAUCGACUAAAGCGGCACCUACUCGAUCUACAAACCCUACCAGAAUAUCUGCAAGCACUUCCAGCUGCGAUUCUUACACCGUCUCCGGAUACCGAAUCCAGCGUACGGAAAGGUCUCGUGGGCAAAAAGACAGUUGUGGUGGGCACAACCCGCAGGGAGUUGAUUGCACUUGAUGCAUCUAACGGCGGUUUGGUCAGGUGGCAACAAGAUUUGACUCCACAGAUUGCUGAUGGAAUCGCAAUGAAGUCCAUCACGGUGAGCGAGGGGCGGGUUUCGACCUAUCUUUCGGACGGCUCGUUGGUGGUUCUAAACGCCACAGAGGGCACCUUGAUUGAGCACCAACGUGGAGCCAUUGCGAUUGACGACCUUGUCCAAAUUGCUGGAAGCAAAACAGCUGUAGUGAUCAAGAUUGACUCACAUGGCACUCCUCAUCCAGCCACGGAUUUUGCCCCGAGCCAUCCCCUCGAAGGAAAUGUCGUGGUUACGAUCGAUGAUGAUGGAAAAGCCAUUGGCUGGACUAUCGGCUCAACCGUCGAGAAGACUUGGGUCCUGCAACCACAGAAAGGGUUCAAGAUCACCAAAGCAGUUGCGAGACCCGAGCAUGACCCAGUAGCGUCGAUUGGAAGGGUGUUGGGCGACAGGUCUGUUCUCUACAAGUAUCUGUCUCCCAAUAUCGCUCUUUUGAUUGCUCAAUCAGAGUCAUCCCUGACAGUUUAUUUGAUCAACGCCGUGACUGGUGCCGUUCUCCACACCUCAACUCACCAGGGGUUGGUGCCUCGCACAGAAACGCCUGCCGUUGUCUCGGAGAACUGGUAUGCCUAUUCAUUUACGAGUCAAGACCCUACUACAAGCGCCGUGUCCAGCCAAAUCGUCAUCUCUGAGCUUUACGAGUCAUCCACGGCUAAUGACCGCGGUGCCUUGGCCGGCCGGUCGAACUUUUCGUCAUUUGGCCCUGACGCUGGUGUUGAACCUCAUGUCAUCUCCCAAGUCUUUACCAUUGGCCAACCAAUCUCACAUCUUGCCGUUUCUCAGACGAUACAGGGCAUCACCAGCCGACAACUACUGGCAACAUUGCCAGAAUCGAAUGCUGUCGUUGGUAUUCCACGGGAGGUUCUGGAUGCCCGAAGACCGGUGGAUCGCGAUCCUACAAGUACGGAGCGCGAAGAAGGAUUGACGCGAUACUCGCCAGUGCUUGACUUUGACCCGAAAUGGUCCUUGACACAUUCGCGUGAAGUGAUUGGUAUCAAGAAAGUCAUGGCGUCCCCAAGCCUUCUUGAAAGCACCAGCAUGGUGUUUGCAUUCGGGCAUGAUGUGUUUGGAACGCAAAUCACACCCAGUAUGGCAUUCGAUGUCCUAGGGAAGGGGUUCAACAAGCCUCAACUCGUGUUGACAGUGGUUGCUCUGGCAGCGGGAGUGAUGGCAGUUAGGCCAUUGGUGAGGAAGAAGACAGUAGAUGGACGUUGGCAAUAA